ACAUGAUUUCAGCUGGUGGGAGGGGUGUGGUGAGGACUCUCGCGAGACCUGAAGGUACCGCGGCGGUGGCGGCCAGGGGUAGGAAAGGACCGGAAGUCCUUCAUCUUGAGCGUCCAAUGCUGGAAGCGGCCUGACUUUUUUCUCCGGAAACCCUUUUCCAGGGCCUGGGAAGGCUGCCCACCUGGCCGGAAGUCCCACCUCCUUGAGUUCCCCCACCCUUCCAGAAGUUUGUCACCUGUGCUUACCUCCGUUUUCUUUGCCCGUUUUAUUCCUGUAUCAGAAAAGGAUACAUUUAGUACUUCUCUUAGCUCCACUAAACGGGUUCGAUAUUUCACUCCCCGAGUCCGGGUUCCUUCCCCCCGCCUCCAUGUAGCUGGGAAGUGGGACCUGGGGGUGGUUGGACCCCUAGGAUCUUGGAGGGGCGGAGAGGGCGCAGAACUCCCCUUCUGCUCCUGCUACCAGAACGCGGCCUCCUCAACCACUCCCCUCCCGCUGCCAUGCACCCUGCGGCCUUCCCGCUUCCUGUGGUUGUGGCCACUGUGCUAUGGGGAGCAGUCCCCAUCCAGGGGCUCAUUCGAGCGACCUCGGACCACAAUGCCAGCAUGGACUUUGCAGAUCUCCCAGCUCUCUUUGGGGCUGCCUUGAGCCAGGAGGGACUUCAGGGCUUCCUCGUGGAGGCUCAUCCGGCCAAUGCCUGCAGCCCCAUUGCCCCACCACCCCCAGCCCCGGUCAACGGGUCAGUCUUUAUUGCACUGCUUCGAAGAUUCGACUGCAACUUUGAUCUCAAGGUCCUAAAUGCUCAGAAGGCUGGGUAUGGUGCAGCUGUGGUACACAAUGUGAAUUCCAAUGAACUUCUGAACAUGGUGUGGAAUAGUGAGGAAAUCCAGCAGCAGAUCUGGAUCCCGUCUGUGUUUAUUGGGGAGAGGAGCUCCGAGUACCUGCGUGCCCUCUUUGUCUACGAGAAGGGGGCUCGGGUGCUUCUGGUACCAGACAAUAGCUUCCCCUUGGGAUAUUACCUCAUCCCUUUCACAGGGAUUGUGGGACUGCUGGUUUUGGCCAUGGGAGCAGUGAUGAUAGUUCGUUGUAUCCAGCACCGGAAACGGCUCCAGCGGAAUCGACUGACCAAAGAGCAACUGAAACAGAUUCCUACACAUGACUAUCAGAAGGGGGACCAGUAUGAUGUCUGUGCCAUUUGCCUAGAUGAGUAUGAGGAUGGGGACAAGCUGAGGGUACUCCCCUGUGCUCAUGCCUAUCAUAGCCGCUGUGUGGACCCCUGGCUCACUCAGACCCGGAAGACUUGCCCCAUCUGCAAGCAGCCUGUCCAUCGAGGACCUGGGGAUGAGGAGCAGGAAGAAACUCCAGGACAAGAUGGUGAUGAGGAAGAGGAACCAAGGGACCAUCCUGCCUCAGAGCAGACUCCACUUCUGGGCUCCAGCCCCAGAGGUCCCACUUCUUUUGGCUCCCUAGCCCCAGCCCCCCUUAUUUUCCCUGGGUCUUCAGCAGAUCCCUCACCCUCCCCUUCCUCCUCAGCUGCCAUCCUGAUCUAAUACCCUUUUGUCACUCCCCACCUGUGAUGACCUAUUUUGCACAGCCCCUUUCUCCCUCUAGUCUUCUGUUGAGGGGUAGGGGGCAUUCCGCCCUAGGUUUCUCCCUUACCCAACCCCAUCCUUUUGAGGGGGUUGGGAGUACAAAGGGACUGGGUCUAUUGGGUUAAUAAAGUUGUUUUUGUCAACUAA
Molecule: messenger RNA, 1736 nt
Organism: Pteropus alecto (black flying fox)
Lineage: Eukaryota; Metazoa; Chordata; Mammalia; Chiroptera; Pteropodidae
Gene: RNF167
Product: ring finger protein 167
Exons: 10
Coding region: 498-1547 (349 amino acids)
Biological process (GO): protein ubiquitination; ubiquitin-dependent protein catabolic process; positive regulation of DNA-templated transcription
Cellular component (GO): cytoplasm; nucleoplasm
Molecular function (GO): ubiquitin protein ligase activity; zinc ion binding
Source: RefSeq, a predicted model, not a curated record